This is a messenger RNA of Dromiciops gliroides (monito del monte), 10259 nucleotides long. It is a transcript of the gene CALN1, whose product is annotated as calneuron 1. The record is from RefSeq and is a predicted model, not a curated record. The coding region runs from base 498 to 1157 and encodes 219 amino acids. The transcript is spliced from 6 exons. NCBI's taxonomy places the organism in Eukaryota, Metazoa, Chordata, Mammalia, Microbiotheria, Microbiotheriidae. Gene Ontology annotation, molecular function: calcium ion binding.
CUGAAGGGUGGGGGGGUGAGGUUUAGAGAGAGGAGAGAGAGGGGAGAGAGGGAGGGAGGAAAGGAGGGACACACACACACACACACACACACACACACACACACACAGAAAAUUGUAUUUAUUUUGGGAGGGACUAAGAGGGUGCCUGGCAGAGCCGGGUAAAAGGGGGGGGGGGGAAUGCGAGCGCAAGGACGCGGCUGCGGGCUGGCUGCGCGAGGUGUGAGUGUGAGUGUGAGUGUGUGUAUGUGUGAGUGAGUGUGUGUGUGCGUGCGCGCUCGUGUGCCGGCUCGGCACCUCCAUUCAUCGCCGCCCCCUCCCCUUGGCGUCCCCUCCCCCGCCGGCCUCCGCGCUUGGCUGCGAGCGAGCGAGUGAGCGAGCGAGCGGAGGCGCCUCCGGACCGACCGACCGACCCCACCGACCAACGGACUGACGGAGCCCGGGAGCCAGCGGGGCAGCGGCGGCGGCGGCGGCGGCCCCCGGCGGGCGAGAGGGAGAAGAUGCCGUUCCAUCAUGUGACAGCCGGCUUGUUGUAUAAGGGGAAUUACCUGAAUCGGUCCCUCUCUGCAGGCAGUGACAGUGAGCAGCUCGCUAACAUCUCGGUGGAGGAAUUGGACGAGAUCCGUGAGGCCUUUCGGGUUCUGGACCGGGACGGAAAUGGCUUCAUCUCCAAACAGGAGCUGGGCAUGGCCAUGCGCUCCCUGGGCUACAUGCCCAGUGAGGUGGAGCUGGCCAUCAUCAUGCAACGCCUGGACAUGGAUGGGGAUGGCCAGGUGGAUUUUGAUGAAUUCAUGACAAUCCUGGGCCCCAAGCUGGUGUCUUCAGAAGGUCGAGAUGGUUUUCUUGGGAACACGAUAGAUAGUAUAUUCUGGCAGUUUGACAUGCAAAGGAUAACUCUGGAAGAGCUGAAGCAUAUCCUGUACCAUGCGUUUCGGGAUCACCUAACGAUGAAAGACAUUGAAAACAUUAUUAUCAAUGAGGAAGAGAGUCUGAAUGAGAACUCAGGAAACUGCCAGACGGAGUUUGAAGGAGUACAUUCCCAAAAGCAGAACAGACAGACCUGUGUCCGGAAGAGCUUAAUAUGCGCCUUUGCCAUGGCCUUCAUUAUCAGUGUCAUGUUGAUCGCGGCCAAUCAGAUCCUCCGCAGCGGCAUGGAGUAGUAAGUAGUCUUUCACCCGACACUGUGAACCAAACUCGCCAUGCAUGUGCAUGCCCAGUGGGCAGACUUUUUUCCUCCAUGAAACCGGAAAGGGAAUGAGGUGGACAACAAGACGCUUUCGGCAAAGGGAACCCGAGGCCGGCAGGACGACCCGUCUUGAGAACCAGCUCCAUCUUCUUGUCAGGGACACCAAAGGGCUGUCUUCAAUGCUUUAAUAGUUUUGUUUCCUAAUGCAAUAAAAUUAAAAAAAAAUAAUAAAAACCCGGGGAGUUCUGAAUUCUUGCUUCAGCCAUCAAUAGGAACUCUGAGGAGAAGCUUCAUUUCCAUCUGGGACUGACACGUGGUGGUCUAUGCUGGGAGUCGGAGAGAGAAAGAGAGAUCAGAGACUGGGCACGACCUGCAGUUACUACUGGCCAACUCCAUACAUCCAACCCAAAGCUUGGCCAACAGCAGACUCUUCCUGGGGGUGGGCCUAUUUUGGCUCCACAGAAGCUGACUUUGGGGUAUCUGCAAAGAAGGCCACCAUUUCAUCCCCCUGAGCUUCUUCCGUCCACCCCCAACGGAGCCCCUGUGGCAUGAGGGCAAAGCCAUUGUACAGGCUCACGGUUUUCCAAGUAGUACCACACCUCUUUGGUGUGCGUGUGUGUUUGCGUGCUAUUCCUACUUUUUUUUUUUUUUAACUGCCUUGGACACUGGACUUUUGUUGGCAGAUUGAGGGCUGGGGAGGAGGGCUUUGGGUCUCCAUUUGCAGUUUUCUUUCUGUCCCCAGCGCAGAUAGGGGAAGCUCUUUUUAUGCACCAGCAUUUUGGAAUCUGCAUAGAGCCUUUUUCCCAAAAUUGCCUCCUGUUCAGCCAUUUGAGAGAGAGAGAGAGAGAGAAAGGAAAUCUAUGUGUAUAUGUAUAAAUAUAUAGAUAUAUUUGGCUUCCUCAUGUAUGUGCCCAACUUGCCAUUGUCCAUUCUGAUUUUUUUUUUGUUUCUGCUACAAAUCGGUCCCUUGGCAAAGCAAUUAUUAUUAUUAUUACUAUUAUUAUUAUUAUUAUUAUCCUUCUUAUUCUUUUUUACUGGGGUAGAUGGGGAAGGAAUGUUUUAAGCCCUCCAACUACGUGUUAUCUUUGGUGACAGAGAUAAAGAAUGAGCAAAUCUUGCUGCCAGAUCUAUUCUGUAGGUGACACUAUUCCGGAGGUACAGCUUUCCUUUUCUCCGUCAGUCAUCCUUCCCCCUUCCCCGUCAGGUUCCAUCAGUGUGUGGGCUCAGGGUAAAAUCAGCCGAACUGAGCAUUUUAAGCCAAAGUGACUGAGAUGGAAAGAUUAAACUACUAUAUUUUACAUAACAUCUCCUGACAUUCAGAUUCUGCGAUUGACUCAUUUUCAUGGAAGAGAUUUUAAUGAGCUUAGCAAACAAGACAGGUAAUUUACUUUUGCAUGCAUGAUGGUGGCGGUGGUGGUGGUGGUAGUUGUGGUGGCAAGGAGGGGAACAAAAUGACCUGUUUCCAAUGCAAUCUUCAAAACUGUAAUUUAGUCUCUUUCCCAAGGUGCCGUAUCAGUCCAUUACAAUUAAUUUGCGUUUUGCAUAGUCUGAUUAGUGAAUUCUCAUCAGCUGUAACAUUACUCUGUAACAUUUCUCCUUGUACUUUUCCAAGCUCAGUUGGGAGCUCAGAAAUACUUCAUUAAAUUCUGUCAUGGGGUUUUUCUGGGUGCAUUCUCAUCUACAUCCUAAAUCCAACAGCUUCUCUUGCUUCUCGCCUUUCUUUCUUUCCUGUUUUUGGGGAAUCAAAACCCUCACCUAGUUAGGUUUGGGAGCCUGCUUUGUCUUCUUGGAAUCUUCUUUCCCAAUCUCUAGCCAUACCCCUUCCUUCCCUUUCCUCCUCCCCUUCCCAGCAAGCACUUCCCUCCCCUCCAAUCUGUUUUCACUCCAAGCUUUUUCCCUUCCUCCCCGGUCACCACAGUUAGUUGGCUCUGCAAAAGAUGGGGUCAACACAGCUGUGGGAUCUUCCUGCCAUAGGAAAGUGAGAAUCUUCACACUAUGCAGAUAUAAGAGUGUAAAAAAACAAACAAGAAAAAAACCCUUCCCUGUGAGUGACAGUAGAAGUAGGCUAGGAGGCAGAUGUGAGCCUCUGGGACCCACAGGUGGGUGGUCCAGAGAUCAGGGAAUCCCUCUUCUGAAAUCCCCAAGGAGUCAGAGUUUAGAAUCUUGUUGAUUGUUACCUUGUUACCUUUGAUUUGCUGUGUGAUCUUAGCCAAGUCACAUUCCUUCUCUGGUCCUGGGGACCAAGCUGGCUAAUCUGUGAGAAUCCUUCCAGCUCUAACAUUCUGAGAUGUGCAGCAUCACAGCUUGAGAGCUGGAAGGGACCCUGGGGGACAUGCAGUCCCACUCCUUCAUUUUACAGUGAAGGAAUGGAAACCCAGAGAGACUGAUUCGUGCCCCAAGGUCACUGACCCCACAUUUAAUGCUUUUUCCAGUUUGAUACGGCCUUGAUUCUAUGCACCCAAUGGCAGCCACUCUAAGGAAAGAAAUAUAUGGUGGCCAGUGCUCCCCCAGGUAUGCAGGCAGAGUCCAAAGUGAAUGGUACCUGUUGAGGCCUUCAAGAUGGAGACUGGGGUGGAAGAAAGCUCUGGAUUAACUUGAAUUUCAAUUCAGGGAUUCCUCAAAGCCAGAAGGGUCUGUAAAUAUAAUCUCCGAUGAACCCCUCCUUUUGUAUAGGAAGACACUGAGACCUAGAGUGAGGAAGUGACUCCUUCAAGGUCAAACCUUGACCUUGACCUUGACAGAGCCAGCAUUUGGUGCCUUGCCUGAGUUUGUUCCCCCUGGAUAAAUGCCCUUUUCUACAGGGCGACAUUCCCUUCCUUCUGAAGUGCUACUGGAUCCUAGUGCUGAAUAAAAAUGCACAGAAGAUGCUUUGGAGAAUACAAAUAGCUCUCUUUUGAUGCUCUCCUGGUUUGUCGCUUCAAAGGAAGAGCUUUGGGGUCCUUGGAAGGCUAGCCCCAGCAGGGUCCCCACCGGCUCCAUUGGAGAGAAGAAGUCUGUACUCCAGUAAUACGGGGAAGACAGGAAGAAGCAGAUAGCUUGCAAGGGUAAUUGAAAGGAAAACUAUGUUGCCUCCCCUCCUUGGUUCGGCCCCCUGCCUCAGUACCCCCACCCUACCCCUGCUGUACCAGAAGCCAAAAUCAGAAAUGCUCCAGAUUACUCGACUUUAAUACAUGAGACCUGAGAGUUUGUUUCAAUAACAGUCUGUUCUUGGCAAUCCUUCCCAAUGGUACUAGACUCAUAAGAUGGGAUAAAAGACUGAGAAGGACCGACUUCCUUUGUCUAUGGGACCUCAAAAGUUCCUUUGAGUCCUAAAGUCAUUUCAAAGUUGGUUCCCUGACCCGUGGGGCCUUUUCCUGUGGAGGCAGGGGGUAAGUUCAGCUUUUUCUCACUCCCCAAAGUCAGCCAGGGCCAUGCAUCAUGCAUAACUUAAAGGACUGAUCCCUUAUUGUGGAUUCUAAAGGGAACCCCCUGCCUUCCACAGUGAGAGAAAGGCCAAGGGAAACAUCUCCAGGUGUGAUUAUUAUGCCAGAUGUGAGAUCAUCUUCUGCAUUAGAGGACUGAGCAAGAAAUGUUAUCUCCCAGAAUGCAUUCCAGCCCAGGGGAUGCUUCCUGCCUGUUAGUGGAGGGGGGCAAGGUGGAUCCCUUUCCCUCUCACCUUUCCUCCUUCCCCACCUCUCUAAUGCUCAACUCAGAGUCAGCUGAAGUAGGGAUCAGAUGGGGUGGUCUUUAGGUGGGAAAAAUCGACUGUUGGGAAGCAGGCUCUGAAGAAAAUGUCUACGGCUGACUCAUAGAUUUAGAGCAAGGAAGGGACCUUCCACCUCUCGUUUUUCAGAUAAGGAAACUGAGGUCCAGAAAAAAAGUGACUUGCCCAAGAGAUCAUACAGAUCUCUUCUGGGCGCCAAAGACCAGAUAGCACCCGAUGCUCUGAAAGGGUCAAAGGCCUAGAAUGUUGAUGCCCAUCUGUGUCCGGGGAGUGGGGAGAGGGAAAGGAAGAGGGGAGGGAAGGGGAUCAUGCAGGAGCUUUGCCCAGGGGCCUGGAAUCUCAGCUACCAGCCUGGGGACCAAUUAUUAACCCACUUAGUGGUGUCCAAGGAGCAAUUCGCGUUUUGGAAAGCGGCCCCAUGCUGAUGGCCUCUCAUUGAGCUAUUUCCUGGUUUCUCUUUCAUGGUGAGGGCAGGGGGGGAGCUGAUUUUAUGGGCCUGAUUCCCUGACUUGGUCUGGGAAGCAUUUGUUACUUCCUUGCAAGGUUGGCCUAGGAUACUGACACCCUAGCCUUCCUGGCACCCUCUCAGGGGUGUUUUCUUAGAUGGAAGAAAUCUGGCCUCUCUGGGACCUCUUCCCCAUCUCCUAAACACCAAGCCUGGGCCCCCUUCCUGGCCAUAGCUGACUGAAAUACUCAACACAUAAAGGAGGGAGAAGUAGACCGUGGAAUGAUUUGAAACUGCAAAAGGGACUUUGGGGAUGAAUUGAUCGAUGCUCUCACCUGAUAGAGAAGGAAACAGAGACUGGGAGAGCAGAAGUCACUUGCCCAAGGUCCCGCAGCUAGUAAGUAACUGAGCUAGGAUUUGAACCCAGAUCCCUCUGACUCAAAAUGCAGAGACUUUCUCAAGAUGCCAUAGUUAUUCACUUCUCUCUUUUGUCCCCAGAGUUGAUUGUACAGAAUGGAUCAUCAUGCUGGAAAACCAGCUUGGUGAGGGCAGCUGGGGGAAGAGGUAGUAAGGGGGGUGGUCCCUAACCACCAAGCCACCCGACCAUCCCAAAGGUCACUUCAGUGUCUUGAAGGGCUCCCACUAUUGGUUAUUUAGGCCACACUUCUUUCUGGCUCUCAGCUUCUUCUGCUGAAAGGAAGGGAGAUUCACUGGAUCUGGGGUCCUUGGCAUCUGGUAAAGUCUAUGGAUCCCCUUCUCCGAAGAAUGUUUGUUACAACAUUCAUAAUCAAAGGAGAUGCUAAAUUUCAAUUAAAAAGCUAGUGAAGGGGGCAGCUAGAUGGUGCAGUAGAUAGAGCACUGGCCCUGGAUUCAGGAGGACCUGAGUUCAAAUCCGGCCUCAGACACUUGACACUUACUAGCUGUGUGACCCUGGGCAAGUCACUUAACCCCAAUUGCCUCACCAAAAAAAAAGCCAGUGAAAAUAAAGAUCUAUUUUUCCCCUCCUAGUUCACAAACCCCUCUGAAAUCCUACUAAGGACCCCUGCAUUAGAGGACCUCUUAAGGCCCCUUUUCUGUUUUCUAUUCUACAAGUCUCCUAUCACUUUGCUGCAAUCUUGGGGUGGGGUGGGGGAGAGAUCAAUGGUAAACACAGUGUACAGAUAAGCCAUUCCUGCCAGGAAAAUGGGUGCUAAUGAGACCACCCCAAAGAAUGGUGGGAAAGCUAGAGGUAGGACAAAGAAGGAACUGUUUGGAAGUAAAACUUGGGGAAGGAAAAGAGAUUAUAGGCUCCUAGGUCUAUGGAUGAAAGAGACCCCAGAGGUCAUCAGGCCCAACCCUUUCAUUUUACAGAUGCAGAAAGUGAGGCCCAGUUAAGUGACUUACCCAAGGUCACAUAGCUAGUUAGUGUCAGAAGCAAAAUUUGAACUCGGGUCCUCUGACACCUCUGCCCAUUGUAUGGGGAAACCUUCUAUUCUUUUGCCCUAAGAAAAGGCUGUUACAUUUGUUCCUAGAUCAUACCUUCGUCACCCACCUCUCACCCCCCUACCCCUCCAACAUCCCAACUUUGGAGUAUCCCAUGGCGGGGUCAACAGCAGUGCACAGCGAAGCCCACAAAAAGCAUCUGUACAACAGAGAUGUCACUAUGACAACCCCCGAGCUCACCGUGGGCUUGCCAAGCCGCACAGAAAUCUGGAAUGCUUUCUUAAAGAAUGCUGGGGGCCUGCUGGCUCACGAGCCAACUCCCUUGCAAAAGGACUCCUGCUGGCAGGAGAGCAUCCCCCCCUGAAGGUGCCCCCACCCCAGCCAGCCAACCUGCCCUGCGUAGCAGCAAUGACACUUGUUCACUGGAACAGGGCAGUUGUUGCCCGUGGGGACUUCACCCGCUGCCCCCUCCCUAACCUGCCCCUCACCAAGCCACACUGUGGUUUGCAGGGCAGCGAAGCUUUUAAUCCUUCCAUUCUUUUCUUUUGAGAAGCUCCUGACAAGCCAGCAAUGUGGAGUGAGGUAGUGGGGGUUCAGCCAUAGGCUGAUCCCACGUCUCUGGUUUCAGGAACUUCAGUGAGGUCAACUCCGGACGGCGGACAAGCUUCCUGUAUUGCUAAGCAAUAGAUCACAAGGUAUUUAAACUAGAGCCAGAUGAGGCCCAGGAGGCCAAGGAGUCCAACAGCCUCAUUUUACAGAGGAGGAAACUGAGGCCAAGGGAGAAAAAGUUAGUUGCCUAGAGUCAUGUGGGUGGGAUCGUAGGAUCAGAAAACCAGAAAUGGAAGGGACCCCUUCCCCUAAGGCCCAUCAAGUACAGCCCCUGCAUUUUACCUAUGAGGAGACAAGGGAAGGAAAGUGACUUGCCUAGGACCACUCAGUGGAAGGACCAGGAUCUGAACAGAAGGCCUCUGAUGCCAAAUACAUCAGUCUGUCUCCUGUGCUGGGCUGCCUCCCACAAAUGGUGCCUGGGAAGAAUUUUCCUUUUCUCACCUGCUUUUAUCUAUUCUUUGUCACAUCCUUGUGACAAAUAGUCUGCUGUCCUUUGUCUGUCCUCAAUCAAAGUCAUCCCAAAGGAAUAGGACAAGUCUACUUGGGCCAUCUCUGCUCCUCCCUGACUCCACCUCCUCUUCCCCUCAAGUGGACCAAACCACGAGAUGAGUCACCAGCAGCCCAGUGAGAUGAUCCACUCACCUUUUGCCCUAAAAAUCUUGCACUAAGUUUGCAUGCCAGACCUGAGUCAGAGACGAAAGUGAUCUCCUUUCUUAGUGGUCUCCUGCACUGUGGACUGAGGUCCUCAGCACCCAGAGUGGGAAAGGUGGGCUGGCUGGAGGGGGGUGUCUGAUUGGGACGGCUACUCUCCAGGGAUGGAGGUCCUGGGUUCCCCAUAGUCUUUAUUGCAUGGGACAGAUACACCUGCUGGGCUGUGCCUAACCCAUCCUGCAUUCCCAUGCUCACCUCCCUGGCUCUGCGCCACUUAUCCAAAGCCACCAAGGUCCAUUGAUUCUCGGGGGCUCCCGGGCAAUGGAGAAAUGAGUAGUCUCUAACUAUGCCUUCAUUAUGCCAGAAAAAUAAACUGAGGCUCAGAAUAAUAACAAUAACUGAUAUGUAUAUAUCACACUGAUAUUUAUAGCAACUCAUAUGUAUAUAGUUCUCUGACAUUUGCAAAGUGCUUUAAAUACACAAUUCAUUGAAGUCUCACAAAAACCAUCCAGGCAUUAAUCACCCUCAUUUUACAGGUGAAGAAACUCAGACUCAGACAUCUUACAUGAUUCAACCAUCCCUCUAAGUAGCAGAGGCAGAAUCUGAACCCAGGUUCUUCUGGUUGCAAGGGCUUUUGAUAAUGUUAGGUAGGAAGGGCUUUGCUUCUCUUAUAGUGAGGAGCCCUGGUGGUAUAAGGACUUCUGAGUGAAUAGAUGCUCUGCCUCUCCAAAGAGGAUGUGGUAAGGACAGCUGGACUCUGGUUGCAGGAGGAAAAAUGGAAGUGAGCCUGAGACUAAGCUCUGUCAGAGGCUGGAAAUUGUUGCCAGGGAAGGUAAAUCAGGGCAUCUUUUUUUGGAGAUCUUGAAGAUUUUGUGAUCAUAGAUUUAGAGCCAGACAGACCGUUGGAGACCAUCAAGUUCAUCCCAGUCAUUUUGGAGGGGACAGAAGUGAGCCACAGAGAGGUUAAGUGAUUUACACUGUGUUAUACAGGUAGUUAGGGGGAGAGGGUGGCAGAGAGAGCACCCAAGUCCUCUGAUGCUCCCCUCUGCCUGUAAGAAGUUAGUGUCAGAAUUCCCUGGAGGAAGGGAAAGGGAAUUGCCUCAGAUGGCAUCAUCAGCUGCCUACUCUGAGUCCCAAGAUUCUAGGGUUCAGGGGUUCAUCCUUUGCUUCCCCCACCAUUCUUGUACCACUUCCCAUCAAUGCCUCAUCAGUCAGCCACUCUAUAAGGGGAAAGAUUCAGGGGCAGUGAAGAAAGCCUACUCAGCAGCCAAGGUCUUAUUUUCAAAUUAUUUAAAGUCAUGUUAAAAUAAAAGAGGCUUUGGGCUGCCUGCUAAAGACCCCGUCUCCAUGACAAUUUAAAUGUCAAGACUGCUCAGCUUCAUUGCACGCUUCCUUUGGCUAAGCUUCUCCUAAGACAGGAGUCAGCAGUGAUGGGGCUUUGCAGCACAGCUCCUGGCUGCCUUAAGUCACUUCAGUAAAUAAGUAACUGAGUUACUGAGUGAGUGAGCAAAUGUGUGAGUGAGUGAGUGAGUGUGUGAGUGGGUAAGUGAGAGGGUGAGUGUGUGAGUGAGGAAGUAGCUGGGAGGAGUGAGUAAAUAUGGAGCAGAGUAAGGGAAAAAGUUUGGAUUAUGCACAGCAGGGGGGCAGUCUCAUUGGGCGUCCAUUGGACCCCUUCCCAGCACUAACAUCCAAGGCAGUCUCUGGAGAUGUGAUCUCCAUUUCCCAACACCUUAGGGAGUAUCCAAUAAGAACAACAGGAAAAUUACCCUGGAGGCAUACUGAUGUGGGAGAGAAUAUGUCUUUUAGGAAUGAGGCAAGAGGGGUAUCACCAAAUCAGAGAAUCAUAGACCAAGCAGGAAGAGAUGUUCCAGGUCAUGUGGUCCUGGCAUCAUAGAUUUUAAGUUGGAAGGGACACCAGAGGCCAUGUAAUCCAAGCCCCUGAUUUUACAGAUGGAGAAACUGAGGCCCCAGUAAUUUGCAAAAGAGCAUAGGAACACCCCAAAGUUUGGAAGCAGAACAAGGGAAGGAGUCUGUGCCUCUAAUUUAACAUCACUAGUCAGAUAAACACAAUCUAUGAUAGUGAGCUUUCCAGCAUUUAUUGAGAAUUCCAUUUGCACCAAACACACUCACAAUGAUCUCUCUCUCUUUCUAUCUGUCUCUCCCCUUUCCCUCUCCCUCUUUCUGUCUCUUCUCUCUUUUCUCUCUCUGAAUUCUCUCUCUCCCCCUCUCCUUUCUCUCUCCCUCUC